AUGUCAGCUACACCAUCACCAGCGGGUAAUAGUCGUUCAAUGAACGGGACCGGUCCGAAAAAUGAUACUUCUCCCUCCUCCUUCGCUUUAUUUCCGCCACUACCAAAUGAAACAUAUGUCCCCGUCCAGACAGAGCGGAGGGACAUCCACAUCCCUAAAGAGGCAUCUGCGAACUUCAAGAUUGAGAGCUUCACCAACCGAGAAGACGUGCUAUUUGGCCUAGCCUAUGAUGGACGGUGCACAACGGCAGGCCAGCAGGCAAUUAUGCCUUUUCGAUUCCAAGUUCAGCCGGAGGCCACAGUCGCCGAGACGGUCAGCAUCGCCGAAGCUCACUGCAAAGAAUUAGCCCAAUUCGAGCAUAUGGGGCUCGAGGCCUUUUGCAAUUUUAGUUUGGGCAAUAUGCAACUCAGCCAGUUCCAAAACUUGCUGGUUCUUGCCAACCAGAAAGUAGCGACCCAUCCGGGAGGGCAAAUAUCGAUCCCGCCGGUCUACAGUCAAAAGUAUCCGCUAAGCGUAAUCUGCGUCGACAACGCUGAUGCCAUCCAUGUCCAUGCGUUUAGCGAUCCUGCGGUGGUCGAGCCCGAUUUGCUCCAGAUGAUGUUGCUGCACUUCACCGAUGCCGUCCGCAUUGCUCUAGAUCAACCCGAGAGGCCUGUCCGGGAUCUCCAGACAUUGGGAGCAGAAGCAUGGAAGAUUCUGAUGGAUUGGAACAAAACUAGCAGCCCUCAAGAUCCGGAUACGAGCCAGCCAUUUAUUGUAGAAGCAAUCGAAGCUCAAUGCGCGAAGAGAGAGAAUGCGCCGGCUAUCAGCGCAUGGGAUGGAGACCUCACUUACGGGGAGCUGCAUCAAGAGGCUUCACAUAUUGCUGGUCUGCUGAUAGAUGAGGCAGUGGCUCCCGGAACCUUUGUCGGAAUCCACAUGUUGAAAUCAAAAAUGGCGGUUGUAACUAUGCUGGGAAUCAUGAAAUCCGGUGCAGCAUUUGUGUUUCUUCCUCCCUCUAUGCCCAUGGCGCGUCUCGUUAAAAUGUGCCAGAUUACCUCAAUGCAGUUCAUUCUAACCGAGAGGAAACUUGCGGCGCAAGCAAAGAAAUUGGGCCCUAAGGUGAUCCGAUUUCCUAAUGACAUGGGUCCCGCGUACGAAAUGCCUCCGUACUUGGAGACAAAAACCAAGCCAGAACACCCACUGUACGCCGUGUUCACUUCCGGUUCGCUCGGAGAACCAAAAGCUGUCAUCGUCGAUCGUGCAUCCUAUGGCUCCGGGGUGCAGGAGUUCUGUCGUCGAACGAGACUAGGACCUGAGUCUCGAACCUUUCAAUUCGCAUCCUACGCUUUUGUAGUUAGCGUAUUUGAACAUCUUGUCGCCCUAUCUGUCGGUGCUUGCAUCUGCAUCGCGUCAGAAGAACAAUCAGACACCGAACUAGAAGAGAGUAUCACCCGCACAAACGCCGACUGGGCGAUCCUCACGCCCUCGGUAGCAAGAACCCUGUCGCCAAAGAAUAUUCCGGCGUUGAGAGACCUGCUUCUAGUGGGAGAAGCCCUAACGAAUGCGGAUCGCGAGCAAUGGAAAGACUACCUUACGCUAUAUACUCUUUACGGUCAAUCAGAGACUGCCGCCACCACCUUUGUAGGCAGCCUGUCGGGUCAGUCCGUCCGCCGGGUAACCGAUCUUGGGGAGUUAAGCUGCGGAAAUUGCUGGGUCGUGGAUCCAGAAGAUCAUAAUCUCCUUAAGCCUCUAGGCACAGAGGGGGAGCUUAUGAUAGAGAGCCCUUCCCUAGGCCUGGAAUAUAUCAAUGACCCGAAACAGACAGCAGAGGUUUUUGUCAAACGGCCAUCAUGGCUUCAACAGAUACGCGCGGAUGACGAUCCAGCACGCUGCGUGCUCACAGGCGAUUUGGUUCGUUUCCGAGACAUCCAGGGUUCCAUUCAGUUUGUUGGCCGGAAAGGGACCCGGACAAAGAUUCGUGAUCAACGGAUAGAAUUAGGAGAGGUCGAGCAUCAUAUGCGCUGUCAUUUCACAGGCGCUGUGUCCGUGGUCGCCGAGGUUGUGGGUAUCACCAUAAGCAACCACAGAGAGCAAACCGCAAUGCUUGUCGGAUUCGUUCUGGACAACUCAUCGGCUCCAUCACGAGCGAAGCCUGAUAUUAAUGAAAAAAUGUUCGCGCCGCCAACAUCCGAGCAUCGCCAACGAGCGCGAAAAGCGAUCCAGGAGCUGCGCCGCAUCCUCCCUACAUUUAUGGUGCCCAGCGCCAUUAUUCCACUGACAUACCUCCCGAGAACGGUCACGGGUAAAAUCCACCGAAAAGGUCUGCGUGAAGCAGCAUCAAAUCUACCCUUGUCUGAUCUCAUGGUGUAUCAAUGGGACAAACCCGUCUACACUGCACCAAGAACGACAGAAGAAAGAACACUGCAGUCCAUAUGCGCGGAAGUGCUUGCGUUGCCGCUCUCGGAGAUUAGUAUUAACGACAACUUUUUCAACAUCGGCGGCGAUUCUUUAACUGCGCGUCAGCUCGUGUCCAAAGCCCGCUCGCAUCGGCUUAGCUUAACCCUGACUCAAGUUUUCAACGAGGCUACUUUGGCCGCCCUGGCUCAAUGUGCCGGGAAGCACGUGCCACAGGCAGAAUCAGUGGCGUCUCUAUCUUCCGGACAUGUGGAUCCUUAUCGUGCCCUUGCGGACGACUUCCUUGCCAAUCUACCUUCGGGCCUGGCGGCGCAUGAUAUCGAGGACGUGAUACCAACCACAGAGAUGCAGACCCUAAUAAUUGACGCCAAAGUGGUCGACUACUUCCCGUUUGAGAUAGACGGUUCUCUGGAUAAGCACCAGUUGCGGCUUGCGUGCGAAUCAGUAGUGCAAAACAACGCCAGUUUGCGCUCGAUCUUUGUCAGAUUCCGAGAACAAAUCGUCCAAGUGAUACUUAAACGCAUCGCGGUUUCAUUGUACACGGAAGUCGAACUUCCAGAAAAUGGUAAUCAAGAUCCCAUUGUCGCCGCGCGAGCAUACUGCAUGGUAGAUAAACAAAACCCCCCGCCGAUGGAUCAGCCCACAGCUCGGUUCAUCCUCUUCCCAGAAGUCAACAACAAACACAUCUUCGUCCUCCGAUUGACUCAUGCGCAAUACGAUGCAGUUUGUUUGCAGCCUCUGGCAGACCAGAUCAGUGGGGCAUACAACAGCAAACCAGUGCGCGUGAUCACAGACUUCCCCCAGUAUCGUCGCGAGUGCGCGCGCUUGAGGACCCCGCAGGCAUUUAACUUCUGGAAAAGCCUGCUGGCAGGAGCACAGGUCACCCGUGUGCCGCGUUGUCCAGACGAGGGCAAAGUAGGGCAGUGCGACAUGUAUAUCAAGGAAUGUUCCCCGGCAGCACCGCCCACGGGGAUCACGAUGGCUACUGCAAUCAAAGCUGCGUGGUCAUUUGUCCUGCGGCAAGAGACCGGACAACAGGAUGUUGUCUUCGGCCAGGUGAUCGAUGGCCGCGCGAUGAAUCUUGACGGCGUGCAGGGUACGGUUGGGACGUGCCUCAACACGACACCGAUCCGCGUCAACUAUCAGACAGGCGCAGUUAGCACGGUCAUUGAUCUAUUCCGUCUCAUCCAGCACCAACACGUCCAAGCGCUGGAGUUUGAGACUUUGGAGUGGAAGGAUCUUGUAGCACAUUGCACCUCGUGGCCGAACGAGACAGACUUGGAUUCGGUGAUUUUGCAUGAGAAUUUCGGCGGUGGCCCGCAGCUGAGCCUUGGAGGAGCGAGUGGAGCGAUGCUGGAUCCCAUCUUCACGAUGGGAGGCUGGAAGCGGCAUACUCUGGUAACAUGGCCGGAGCCGGGAAAGCUGAAGGCGUUUUUGAUGGUGAGAGCAGAGUCGCUGGACAAGGUGCUCGCCGAGCGGCUGCUGGCAGACUUCAUCCAGACGCUGGUGAGGUUCCUGGACGGUCCCGAAGCGCAGCUGUGA
Molecule: messenger RNA, 3939 nt
Organism: Uncinocarpus reesii 1704
Lineage: Eukaryota; Fungi; Ascomycota; Eurotiomycetes; Onygenales; Onygenaceae
Exons: 2
Coding region: 1-3939 (1312 amino acids)
Biological process (GO): amino acid activation for nonribosomal peptide biosynthetic process; secondary metabolite biosynthetic process
Cellular component (GO): cytoplasm
Molecular function (GO): phosphopantetheine binding; catalytic activity
Source: RefSeq, a predicted model, not a curated record